This is a messenger RNA of Mercenaria mercenaria, 3762 nucleotides long. Its product is annotated as nuclear hormone receptor HR96-like. The record is from RefSeq and is a predicted model, not a curated record. The transcript has 5 exons. Bases 95 to 1717 code for a protein of 540 amino acids. NCBI's taxonomy places the organism in Eukaryota, Metazoa, Mollusca, Bivalvia, Venerida, Veneridae. Gene Ontology annotation, biological process: cell differentiation; negative regulation of transcription by RNA polymerase II; positive regulation of transcription by RNA polymerase II. Gene Ontology annotation, molecular function: nuclear receptor activity; zinc ion binding; RNA polymerase II cis-regulatory region sequence-specific DNA binding.
CGAUCAAGCAAUAAUUUUUUUUCAUGUAUAAAAAAAAAAAAAAUAUCGAUAUACAUAUAUUGACAGGAAUGCUAACUAACAGAUUGUGGAAAAUAUGGACACAUGUUCUUCCAGUAUGGCAAUGAGCUCAUCUGGAUCAUAUCAGAUACAUGAGACUGUGUCAGCCAUUCCAGCCCAGACUGUGUCCCUGAGUUCCCAGAGUUCCCAGAGUUCCCAGAUUUCAUGCACUAUGGAUUCCAGUCCAGAUCAGUCUAUUUGUACCAGUGCAUCCUCUUCCAUUCUUGACACAUCAGAACCUAGUCCGGACAAAUCCAUUUCUCCAAGUGAAAUGGUUGACAGUUCCAAGAAGAGUUUAUCUGCUGGAGAAAAUGCUGGAUCAGAAACAGAACCAGAAAGCUCGGUUCAUUUACAAAGCAUGAUAAGAUGCAGCGACGCAUUGGACACGACACCAAGGCGGAAAAGUCGGGUAAAAGAUGACAGGAUUUGUCUCGUUUGUGGUGAUAAGGCCUUGGGAUAUAACUUCAAUGCGAUGACUUGUGAGUCCUGUAAAGCCUUCUUCAGAAGAAAUGCUUUGAAACCUAAUACUGCAGCCUGUUUGUUCCAAGGCAACUGUCAGAUUGAUGUACGUACUCGUAGAUUCUGCCCACAUUGCCGUCUGCUCAAGUGUUACUCUGUAGGCAUGAAGAGGGAUAUGAUAUUAGAUGAUUCUGAGAGGAAAGCCAGAAUGCAAAAAGUUCUUGAAAACCGUAAACGUAAACUUAAAAGCUCAGAUAGCGUGGAAGAAAAUAUGAAACAAGCUAUUAAGGAGGAGCCGUGUGAGGCAGAUAUGCUUCCAGACCAGUCAGAUAGCAGUCAGAUACAAUCCAGUAAUGCAGAGAAUGCAUCAAACUCCUUAUCUGAUGCCUUAACUGGAAAUAAUGCAGUUGAUUUGAAAGUCUUACGCACACCACCCGUAUUAAAAACUGAUCCUGACAGCAAGGAUCCAUCUUUGUUUCGUAUUCUUGCACCGGCAGAAUAUAUUUUGUUUGAGGACUUGGGAGAGGCAUAUGGAAGCACACUCGGAGAGUUGUUACAUGAAAGGCUGGAAGAAAACAGUUACAACAAUUGUAACGAUUUGAUUAAUAACUCAACUGUAGCGGUAAAACGCCUUAUCAAGUUUAUUAAACGUUUGGAAGAUUUUUACCAGUUGAAUAAAGAUGAUCAGAUUGCGGCGUUGAAAGCUUGCGUUCUGAGUUCGAUCAUUCUUCGAUCGUCGUGUUUCUACAGCACCAAGCGGGAUUCUUGGAUCACGGGAACUGGUGAAAUUUCCACUUCUAUAUUAAAGAAGUCCACAGGCUAUAGUGAACUGUAUGAAAUUCAUACAAAUUUCUGCAGGAGCUUAAAAGAACUGAUAGGGGAUGAUAAAAUAUUAUUCGCCCUUGUUCAGGUCAUCUGCAUCUUCAGUCCUGAGUGUAAUGAAAUAAGGGAAAAAGGGAAAAUGUCCAGUGUUCAGGAUAAGUAUAUCAUCUUACUGAAACAUUACCUUGAAUGGGAAUUUUCUUACCCAGUUGCGAAACACGUGUUCGCAAAAUUACUAGCCAUCAUAGCAGACAUGAAGAGAAUUUCUGAUGCUCAUAAUGCUAUUAUUCUACAAGCAAAUCCAUCAGAUAUUGAACCUUUGAUGCUUGAAGUUUUGGACCUUAAAAGCAUACCUGUAGGUCCAUCUCAGCCAUCUUGAAUAGAAUGGCAACGAAAAGUUAAGUAAGUACAAUACUAUUAAGUUAACGUUUUGAAGCCAUAGAAAAAAAUGUUAUUUUUCAUUAUUGACACUAAGGAGGACAAUGUACAUUGUGUAAGAUUUUCAGAGUGUGUAGUAAAGAAAAUUAGUGUUUGUCAAUUUAAAAACAAGUCAUUAGUGUAACACUAUAAAAGAAUUUAGUAGUCUGUGUUGAGAAAACUUAGUGUUAUGUGACCCAUCAAUAACUGAUGUAGAAAUACCUAUUUUGUGCUCUUCAAAAGGAAGUCAAGAAAGGGACUAUAUGAAGUAUAUGGAAAGCAGUCCUAUUCACUUGGCAUUAGUAAUUUUUUUAGUGACGGUGUAGAAAAGGCUUUGAUUAAAUUUUUCUCUGCCUUUGUUAAAGUUAAUAUUUGAUUGUAAUUCUCUGAUUGAAAGAAUUGAGGGAGUGUUUAAGUGCCACCCUCUCAUCCUGCAAGAUAUGAGAUGAAAUAAAUAUGAGGAUAAGAUGUUGUGACUUAAUGUGAAAAAUAUCAGAUUUAAAAUCUGCUGUGCACAUGCCCAUUCUCAUUUUAAUGCUCGCUCAGUUUGUUCUAUUACUUACAGAAUUACAGUCAACUACUUUGAUAUAGGUAAAUCUCAUUUAAUUCUUAAAUUUGCUUGAAAGAUCGGUAGUUCAAGCCGUCCACAAUUCACUGGUUUUCAGCAGUGACAUAGAAAUGCAUAAUAAAACAUUGAGGCAGAACCUUUCCAUCAGGUCCCGAGAAGUGUAUGAGCAAAAAAACUUGUUUUCCUUUUUUAUGUUAUUUUCAGCAAAUAACUAAAUCAGCAGCCUUGUUGUGGCUAAGCAUAAGUAAAACCACAAUUUCAACUCCAAAUCCAAAUAAAUUCAUCGACCAUUUAUCAUGACUUAUGAUGUUGAAAUGAUAUCAUAUUCACAUGCUCAAGGGCCAACAAUUAUUUUAUCAAAGUAACUUUUUCAAACCAUAAUCUAUAUAUUUAUAAGUACAUCAAAAGUUGAAAAGUAUACGACAUGUUUAUGAAGUCAUUUUGGUUCACUUUGUUACUGCUAUGAUACUGUCCUGAUGAAAAUGGAAAAAUAUAGUCCAUACUCUCUUUGAAUUGGAGUUUGCCCGCUUUUUGGACUAAACUGAGAAUUGGUUGAUAUUUCUUCGAUUUAGAUGAUGUUUAAUUUAGAAGAAAACACAGUUGUUUUUAGACCAGAUAUACGGCAGGCAAAAACCAAACAAUCAUUGAAUAUGAUACAUAUUUGGUGUACAGUAGAAAGUAGUGAUUUUAAUGUAUUUAUAGAUGAUAUAAUAACACAAGGUGUAAUGUAUAAUAAUGAUCACUUACUAUGUUAUUGUUGCGUAAAUGUAUAAAUUCUUCUAAUGAUGUUAAUUGAACCGGUGAUAUCUUAAAAUGCAUAUAGGUUUCGGGGAAAUAGAAAUGAAAGUUAUUGAAAGAUAUUUUAUAGUAUGUUUGAGUACAGAUCUUCUGGGGGAAAAAUCUUGAAAUAUUUUAGGAAUACAAAAAAAAAUGAGAAAGUGUGAUGCAACAAUGCAUAUUUUAUAUGAAAGUGUAAUUUUUAGCUCGACUAUUCGAAGAAUAAGUAGAGCUAUCCUACUCACUACGGCGUCGGCGUCACACCUUGGUUAAGUUUUUCGUACCAGUCCAUAUUUUGACAAAGUCUUUUGAGAUAAAGCUUUGAAACUUUCAACACUUGUUUACCAUCAUCAUGGCCAGUUAUAGGCAAGAGCACAUAACUCCAUCAAGGAUUUUGGCUGAAUUAUGGCCCCUUUUGACUUAGAAAUCAUGGUUAAGUUUUUCGUACCAGUUCAUAUUUUGACAAAGUCUUUUAAGAUAAAGCUUUGAAACUUUCAACACUUGUUUACCAUCACCAUGGCCAGUUAUAGGCAAGAGUACAUAACUCCAUCAGGGAUUUUGGCUGAAUUAUGGCCCCUUUCGACUUAGAAAUCUUGAUUAAGUUUUUCGUACCAGUUCAUAUUUAGACAAAGUCUUUUAAGAUAAAGCUUUGAAACUUUCAA